AUGGAAAAUGUUUACCCCGGUGGCAUUGGCUGCAUUAUCAAGAAAGGAGAGUGGCUGAAGAAGUUAGGGGUUGGAGCAGGCUACAGCAGAGUGGGAACUCAAGACAGUAUCAUGAUCAGAGUGCCCGACCUGACUGUCCUGGUGCACCUCAUUGACAUGACGGGACCUUUGGCAAUCACGUCUGCUAAUCCUAGUGGAGAGGUGGACAGCACACACCAUGACAUGGUCAUCUCACGUCUUGGCCAUAAGCUGGAGGGUGUUCUCUGUGAUGGAGAAUCUGAUGAGGUGGUGGCAUCAACUGUGGUCAACUGCACAAAGUUUGAUGAAAGUGGCAUUACCAUCGUGAGAGAGGGCUGCAUACCAGCAGGCAAGGUGAUGCAGAUAUUUGAAAGUGUGAAGAACAGAGCAGUCUGAAACCAAAGGAUACUUUCCC
Messenger RNA from Athene cunicularia (burrowing owl), 433 nucleotides. RefSeq names its product putative threonylcarbamoyl-AMP synthase. Gene Ontology annotation, biological process: regulation of translational fidelity. The coding region runs from base 1 to 414 and encodes 137 amino acids. The record is from RefSeq and is a predicted model, not a curated record. Gene Ontology annotation, molecular function: double-stranded RNA binding; tRNA binding; nucleotidyltransferase activity. Gene Ontology annotation, cellular component: cytoplasm. Lineage: Eukaryota; Metazoa; Chordata; Aves; Strigiformes; Strigidae. The transcript has 4 exons.